Messenger RNA from Rotaria sp. Silwood2, 1785 nucleotides. The record is from the annotation of a GenBank genome assembly. Lineage: Eukaryota; Metazoa; Rotifera; Eurotatoria; Philodinida; Philodinidae.
AUGAGAAGUGUGAUGGUCGCAGCUUGUAAUAACAUACUUCUUUAUCGAGUGGCAUGUUUUUCUAUUUUUAUAUCGUCUUUUAUUGUUUUUGUCCAGGCCGAAAAGCAUUUGAAUGCUAAUGGGCCGUUUGGAAAACGUCAUGAAUUUCACAAUGAACCAAGUCCAUAUGCUUGUAAUAGAGGAGCAGGUAUUUCUUCUUCAAUUUUUCAUCGACGAAGUAAAGUUGUACAAGAUCUACAAGUAUCUAAAACAGUUUAUAUGAGCAGUGAACAAAUUCAAGUGACAUGGACACCAAUAUCAGCAUCAUGUAAAGAUGAUUUUAUUGGUAUUUAUUAUAUUGAAAUUUCUCUUGCUACCGCUUGUGAUUAUUUCGAUUAUGAAUUUGUUAAAAAUAAGCAAGGUAGUAUGUCAUGGCAAAUGACUAAUCUUCGUCGUCCAUUAGAAUUUCGUUAUUAUUCACGUGAUCAUAGUUGUUCAGGCAAUUAUUCUUUUAUUGCUAAAUCUCCUGUUAUUCAACCACUUAAUUAUAAUGAACCAACACAAAUUCAUUUAGCUUAUGGUGAUAGAAUUGAUCAAAUGUUUGUUUCAUAUUUAACUAAUUCAUCAGAAUAUAUUCCUCAAUGUCAAUAUGGAUUAAGUCCAUCAUCUCUAAAUUUUAAUCAAAAUGGAACAACAAUAACAUAUACAGCAUCAGAUAUGUGUGAAGGAAAAGCUAAUAAAUGGGGUCCACAAGCAUUUAUUGAUCCUGGAUAUAUGCAUACUAUUUUAUUAGAAGAUCUUCGUUCAUCAACAACAUAUUUUUAUCGUGUUGGAACAAAUGAACAUGGAUGGUCAUCUAUUUAUUCUUUUAUAAAUCGUCCAGCAGAUAAAAAUGAAGCUGUAAAUAUGAUUGCAUAUGGUGAUUUAGGUUUAUCACCAGUUGAACCAGGUGCAAAAUCAACUAUUGAUCGAGUCAUAGAACGAGUAAUAUCAACAAAUUUUACAUGUUUAUUACAUAUAGGUGAUAUUAGUUACGCUCGAGGUGUUGGUGCUCUAUGGGAUGCAUUUAUGACGCAAAUUCAACCAAUAGCAGCUCGUAUACCUUAUAUGGUAGGAAUUGGUAAUCAUGAAUAUGAUCAUGUAAUGGGUGGAGAUAAAGAUCCAAGUGGUGCACCAGGUCCUGGAGGAUUUCGACCUAAAUGGGGUAAUUAUGGUUAUGAUUCGGGUGGUGAAUGUGCUGUUCCAAUGGUUCGUCGUUUUCAUUCUCCAUCAAAUGGCAAUAGUCUAUUUUGGUAUAGUUUUGAUGUUGGUCCAAUUCAUAUUAUUUAUUAUUCAACAGAACACGAUUUUCGUCAUACAUCACAACAAUAUACAUGGAUUGAACAAGAUCUUCGUUCAGUAAAUCGUUCACAUACUCCAUGGAUUAUUGUUGGUUCACAUCGACCAAUGUAUGCAUCAGAAACAGAUGAACCAUAUGAUUUUAUUAAAAUAAUGUUACAAUUUUAUUUGGAACCAUUAUUCUAUCAAUAUCAUGUUGAUAUUAAUCUAUUUGCACAUAAACAUUCAUAUGAACGAACAUGUCCAAUGUAUAAACAACAAUGUGUAUCAGAUGGUAUAACACAUGUCUUAAUUGGUAUGGCUGGACAAGAUAUAGAUUCUGGUGAAUAUUCAGGUGCAGAAUGGAGUAUCUAUCAUGAUCAACAAUAUGGAUAUAGUCAAUUAUGGGCCAAUCGUACAUAUUUAAAUUUUACAUAUUAUCAUAAUGAUAAUGAUACACUUAUUGAUCAGUUUGUACUUCAAAAAUAG